CAAAUAAGUUAGCCCGCCAUUAGCUCCGACAACAAUGGAGCUCUAUGGAGCUACCUCGAUUUCUUGGGCAAACUCCAUUUCCUCCUCUCACUUUAACAGCUUUCACGAAAGCUUAACAGUACGACGGAGGUUUAAGAGGAUUACAACUCUCUGCGUUAGUAGCGGAAAAGACGAAGCAGAUUCUCAGAAGGUGAAAAAUAGGGAUGCAUUGUUCAUUUGUUUGUUGGUUAUACCUUUUGUUCAAGUUAGGGAGUACCCUGGUAUUGUAAUAGCAGAGGAGGCAGAUUGGAAAAAUUGCAUUCAAGGAUCAACGGCUGUAGUGAAUCUGGCUGGAUUGCCGAUAAGCACGAGAUGGUCUCCUGAGGUUUGUCGCGAAUGGGAAAACACUGCACUAAGAGUCAAUAAAGAUGUGAGGCCAACACUUAUUCGAAUUGGCGUUGUACUUGGAAAAGAUGGUGGUGCUUUGGCUAAGAUGAUACCUCUUUUCAUGAUGUUUGCUGGGGGACCUUUGGGCUCUGGGAAGCAAUGGUUUUCUUGGAUUCAUGUUGAUGACCUAGUAAGCUUGAUCUUUGAAGCUAUAAGAAAUCCCUCGUAUAAAGGUGUUAUAAACGGGACAGCACCAAAUCCUGUUCGACUAUCAGAGAUGUGUGAUCAUUUGGGGUCCGUUUUGGGACGGCCCUCAUGGCUUCCUGUACCUGACAUUGCUCUUAAAGCCGUUCUUGGAGAAGGUGCUUGCGUGGUUCUUGACGGACAAAAGGUCCUUCCAACCAAGGCCAAGAAACUCGGUUUUUCAUUCAAGUAUCCUUACGUAAAAGAUGCUCUUCGAUCGAUCGUGCCUUCUUGAGAAAAUUGAAAGCUUGGAGCACAAAUUUGUGAGAUUAUAUAGGUUUUGGUCACUUGUGGCAACUCCUUUUUCUUAAAGAGUUGAAGGAAUGCUUUCAAGUAAAUAGGCCUAUGUUGUUUGUUUGAGUUACUUUCUUGGAAGUCUGUUGAUAGAGCUGUUAAUCGAGAUGAACCGCUCGUGAGCUCGGCUAAACUUGACUUGGCUCGAAAGAGAAAUUUAUAUGUAAAUUUUUAUAUCUGCUUGUUGAGGUAAAUGUGUCGAGCUCGAGUUUGGGUCGUUUAUACCCUAUAUAAUAUUGUAAAAGAUAGAGUGCGCUCUACAUGUUUCACCUUUAUACAUAAAAGAUUUAC
Striga asiatica is the source of this 1194-nucleotide messenger RNA. The record is from the annotation of a GenBank genome assembly. NCBI's taxonomy places the organism in Eukaryota, Viridiplantae, Streptophyta, Magnoliopsida, Lamiales, Orobanchaceae.